AAACUCUGAGUCAGUCUACAAUUGGCUCUACAAAGCACCCCAUAACUGUGCGAAUGAGGAUGCUAGAGAGGAUGCACAAGAAGCAGAAAGCAGACUGCUCUCCUACAAGGACAGGGACGAGAGUAAGAAUGAAGGAUCUUUCAUUUCUGCUUUUAACGUGUGCAGCUGUUUCUAAUGCUCUUCCCGUCCAUCCAGAGAAAUACAGCAAUGAAGAAGAUGAGAAGCUUGUACAGGACUAUUUAAAUCAAUUCUAUACCGUUGAACUAGAUCCAAAUCAGCUUGGAUGGAAAAUAAAUGAUGACUCCACAGCUGAAAAGCUUCAGAAAAUGCAAAAAUUUUUUGGGUUGAAAGUGACUGGAAAACCAGAUCCUGAGACAUUGGAAAUGAUGAAGAAACCCAGGUGUGGAGUUCCCGAUGUGGGUCUUUAUGGUGUUACACUGCCAGGAUGGAAAAAAAAAAAGCUGACAUACAGAAUCGUGAACUACACACCAGAUAUGAGAAAAGAGGAUGUGGAUAAAGCAAUCCAGAAGGCACUGAAAGUGUGGAGCACUGUGACCCCACUGAUUUUCACUCGCAUUCAUGAGGGAAUAGCAGAUAUAAUGAUUGCUUUUGGGACCAAAGCUCAUGGACAUUGCCCUCGUUAUUUUGAUGGUCCCCUUGGUGUCCUCGCUCAUGCCUUUCCACCUGGCAAUGGUUUUGGUGGUGAUGCACACUUCGAUGAGGAUGAAGAUUGGACCACAGGCUCAGCUGGAUUCAACUUGUUCCUCGUUGCUGCUCAUGAGUUUGGUCAUGCUCUGGGUCUCUCCCACUCUAAUGACCAGAGGGCUUUGAUGUUCCCCAAUUACGCUUAUGUCAGUCCCAGUGAAUUUCCCCUUUCUCCAGAUGAUAUAAAUGGCAUUCAAUCCAUUUAUGGAUCUCGACCAAAUGCCCCAGAUAAAAGGCCAGUGACUCCUACCUCACCUAGAACCUGUGACUCCAAGAUUUCUUUUGAUGCUGUAACUACACUCCGACGAGAAGUCAUUUUUCUAAAGGGCAGACACUUAUGGCGAGUUUAUCCUGAUAACUCAGAAGUUGAACUUGAAUUAAUUUCUACCUUCUGGCCAACACUGCCAUCUGGUAUUCAAGCAGCGUAUGAGAACAUGAAAGAUCAGAUCCUAUUUUUCAAAGGCAAUAAAUUCUGGGUUAUCAGUGGAUAUCGAGUAUUGCUCGGUUAUCCAAAGAAUAUCAGCACACUGGGCUUCCCAAAAGGUGUCAAGAAAAUUGAUGCAGCAGUUUGUAAUAAAAAUACAGGGAAGACAGACUUUUUUGUAGGUGACAAGUAUUGGAGGUACGAUGAAAACAGCCAGUCCAUGGAGAUGGGUUAUCCUAGACGGACAGCUAAUGAUUUUCCAGGAAUUAGCCAGAAGGUUGAUGCUGUUUUCCAACACAAAGGAUUAUUCUACUUCUUCCAUGGAUCAAAGCAGUGGGAGUUUGACCCUACUGCUAAAAAAGUUCUCCGCGAAAUAAAGAGUAACAGCUGGUUUAACUGUUAAUAUCAUUACACCUUCUUCUAUAUAGCAAAUGUAAAAAAAAAUCAUUCUAGAUUUCUCAGAGACUGUUCACAUAUACACUACUGUGCAGAACAGGCAAUAGGAAAAGUUUUCAUGUAUGUUUUCUAUUUAGAUAAAUUAGCAUGUCAACUCUAAUUGUAUUUCCAAAAGCUAGAACAAAAAUGCAAUUUAUCCCUGAUUAAAAGCAAAAUGUCCAACAUAAUUUAUUAUUUUAUACUCUAGCUGGGCAUUCAAAUAUUUUUGCAAUAAAUGUUUUCAAACUGAUGUCAACUAUUCUCUCUUUCAUCUGCUGAAAAUGUUCUAUAUGCUAAUAUCCUUCCAACAUACGAUGUUUGUAUUUUACUGCUUUUCUCUCCAAAUAUCUUCAAGAGUCAGGCUUUUCAAUAAUCACUUGUUUUUCUGCCCUCUCUCCUGUCUUUUUCUUCUGCUCUUCUUUGACUUUUGCAAGUUUGUCCCUUUUACACCAUAUCAUUAUUUCACCAUCAAAACCAUAUUCCUGCCUCAGUAUAUAAACUCAUUAUGUCACUCUGAGCUUCUUUCCAGCAUAACAGUUAGGAUUUCAUCAGUGGCCAUUUUUUUGUGAAUCCGUGAAUGACAUCCUUCAUAAAUCAGCCCUAUAGAAGGAACAGAUUCAUCUACUGCCUUGCGGAGCACAACUCUACUAGUACAAAGCAUGUGCUUCAAGCGCACAUGUAUCUUAAGAUUUAUGACGUGUUACCAUCACACAUGGAGCAAACUCCUCACAAAAUCAGGCAAAACCUCUAAAGUCACAGUCAUAUCCUCUCCAUGUAUUUCCAUUAGAUUUAAUUCUGGAAACAGGUCCAGUACACUCUGCCAAAUCGAAGAAUCCUGGGAUCAUAGAAUCAUAGAAUCAUAGAACC
Messenger RNA from Cuculus canorus (common cuckoo), 2431 nucleotides. Its product is annotated as matrix metalloproteinase-27. Gene Ontology annotation, cellular component: extracellular matrix. Gene Ontology annotation, molecular function: zinc ion binding; metalloendopeptidase activity. Bases 54 to 1532 code for a protein of 492 amino acids. NCBI's taxonomy places the organism in Eukaryota, Metazoa, Chordata, Aves, Cuculiformes, Cuculidae. The record is from RefSeq and is a predicted model, not a curated record. The transcript is spliced from 10 exons. Gene Ontology annotation, biological process: proteolysis; collagen catabolic process; extracellular matrix organization.